Messenger RNA from Xyrauchen texanus (razorback sucker), 4485 nucleotides. RefSeq names its product solute carrier family 2, facilitated glucose transporter member 1-like. NCBI's taxonomy places the organism in Eukaryota, Metazoa, Chordata, Actinopteri, Cypriniformes, Catostomidae. The transcript has 10 exons. Gene Ontology annotation, biological process: response to insulin; monosaccharide transmembrane transport. Gene Ontology annotation, molecular function: hexose transmembrane transporter activity. The record is from RefSeq and is a predicted model, not a curated record. Gene Ontology annotation, cellular component: basolateral plasma membrane; apical plasma membrane. The coding region runs from base 319 to 1791 and encodes 490 amino acids.
CAGACAGCAUUCCAGACUCACCGGCUUGAACUGAUAACACCGAUUCUAUAGAAAUAGACCAGAUAAGAACGACAAGAAGUAGCAAACUAAUUUAAAAGGAAAAGUUUCGUUAGGAAGUUUAGAAUUAAGAGCUCAUGAGAUACAUCUGAAGGCAUUUACACGACUACAUCCAACUUGGAGAAGUUGUAUUUAUUUAUUCACUUAUUUAUUGUGAAUUUUAUUGACAAGUGUAAUUCUGAGGAAAACCGAGGACACCAGACGACGUUUCAGUUGAGGUAACGCGCGUCGAGACGUCAUCGAAAAAUUUGACAAGACACGAUGGAGGGAGAAAAGCAACUGACCUUGCCAUUGAUUUUGGCCGUGGGGACGGCUGUGAUUGGCUCUCUCCAGUUCGGCUACAACACAGGUGUCAUCAAUGCCCCACAAAAGGUCAUUGAGGCAUUCUACAAUGAGACAUGGUAUAAACGAUAUGACGAGCCCAUCCAUAAAACAACCAUGACCACCCUGUGGUCUCUGUCGGUGGCCAUCUUCUCUGUGGGCGGCAUCAUUGGCUCUUUCUCUGUCGGGCUGUUUGUCAACCGCUAUGGAAGGAGAAACUCUAUGCUCAUGGCUAAUAUCCUAGCUUUCAUUGCUGCAGCUCUGAUGGGUUUCUCUAAGAUGGCCGCAUCUUGGGAGAUGUUGAUUAUUGGUCGGUUCGUGGUGGGCCUUUACUCUGGUCUGUCCACUGGCUUUGUGCCCAUGUACGUGGGUGAGGUGGCUCCCACAGCCCUCAGAGGAGCCCUGGGCACCCUUCAUCAGCUGGGCAUUGUUAUUGGCAUCCUCAUGGCACAGAUUUUUGGCAUGGAUGUUAUCAUGGGUAACGCCACCCUGUGGCCAUUCCUCCUGGGCUUUACCUUCAUCCCAGCCCUGGUGCAGUGCUGUUUACUGCCCAUUUGCCCUGAGAGCCCUCGAUUCCUCCUCAUCAUCCGCAACGAAGAAAACAAAGCCAAAACAGUGCUAAAGAAGCUGCGUGGAAUGACAGAUGUAAGUGCAGACAUGCAGGAGAUGAAAGAGGAGAGCAGACAGAUGAUGAGGGAGAAAAAAGUGACCAUCCCUGAACUGUUCCGCUCUCCACUCUACAGACAGCCCAUCCUUAUUGCCAUCAUGCUCCAACUGUCCCAGCAGCUGUCUGGAAUCAAUGCAGUGUUCUACUACUCUACGAGGAUCUUUGAGAGAGCAGGAGUGGAGCAGCCGGUCUAUGCUACUAUCGGAGCAGGAGUCGUCAACACCGCUUUCACUGUAGUGUCGCUGUUUGUGGUCGAGAGAGCCGGCCGCAGGUCUCUGCACCUUUUGGGACUGCUAGGAAUGGCUGGAUCAGCUGUAUUGAUGACCAUCGCUCUCGCCCUGCUGGAACAGAUGAAGUGGAUGUCCUACAUGAGCAUUGUGGCCAUCUUUGCAUUUGUGGCAUUCUUUGAGAUCGGACCGGGCCCCAUCCCAUGGUUCAUCGUGGCUGAAUUGUUCAGUCAGGGCCCGAGACCCUCAGCUUUUGCUGUUGCUGGAUUCUCCAACUGGACAGCCAACUUCAUUGUGGGCAUGUGCUUCCAGUAUGUGGAGGAGCUCUGUGGGCCGUAUGUGUUUGUCAUCUUCACUGUGCUGUUACUUUGCUUCUUCGUUUUCACCUACUUCAAAGUUCCAGAGACCAAGGGUCGGACGUUCGACGAAAUCUCUGCUGGUUUUCGCCAGGCAGCGUCAGGUGCAGAGAAACACACAGCCGAAGAGCUCAACAGUCUGGGCGCAGACUCUCAACUUUAAAGUUCUUCUUUGACUCCGCCUCCUCCUGUUCACAAUUCAGCACGUAACUACUGAGGAGAGGGGCUCACUGAGCUGUCAAAUAUUUUCCCCCUCUCACGGCUGCACUCACCUCUUUUCAACCCUUGUGGCUUCAUAAACAAUGCUGAAUGCGGGAAAUGGGGCUUGAAAGGCAGGGAGCAAGAGUAUUUAUCAUAUUCCUUUUAUCAGGAAGAUGAUAAUUUAAUGUUUGAGGUGCCAUAUUUGCAUUUGAAAUGUGUUAUUUUAAAAACCUUUCUUAACUGUUACUUCUGCUCUUCUACGGAAGAGUUAAAGGGAUAGUUCACUUAAAAAUAAAAAAUUCGGAGAUCAUUUACUUACCCUCAUGAAACACAAACAGAGAUGUUAGGCAGAAUAAAUCACCAUUCACUUUCAUUGGAUGAGAAAUAGCAGCAUCAACAUUCUUCCAAAUGUAUCCUAUAUGGAACAAAAUGAGGGUGAGGAAAUUAUGACAGAAUUUGAAUCGUUUUAGAUGACCUGACCCUUUAAAGACGACUGAGAUGUAACCUGGCCAUACCCAACAUUGAUGUUGUAAAUCUACAGUGUCUCUCAAGGCCUAACAGGACUGCUGUUGUGAAUGGCAACUGACAAUUCAAUACUGUAUUUCAAGGUAACUUUAUCUCACUGUCGUCAACCAUCAUAAAUCAGAUGAUGACAAGUUGGACAUCAUUAUCUUGGCAUUGGUCAUCAAUUCAAUGCAUGCAUAUCUAGAUCAACUUCAGGUCAACUGGGCUCAAUAUACCUGAAUUUAGCCUGUAUGAUGUCACCAGCUAAGCAAUACAACAUAUGUAUGUUUUAUUUUAAACUCUUCUGCAUGGAUAGCAUUUUUAAAAAUAUAUAUAUUUAACACAUUACAGGGUCAUUUCUUCCUAUAAAUGUAAUCUGUUUUUGAAAACAUAUAUUUUUUAUCUGAUAAAUCACAACUUUUAAAUGUAUUUAUAUUUUGUAACAAAUUCAGUUGCUGUCUCCACAAAUACAAAUCCUUAGAAUUACUCCACAAUGAUCUGUUUGGUGACAAACAAAUCAUUUCUUUACUAAAUAUUCAGGGUUAAAAACAACUUAAGCUCUAUUUAUAUGAUCAGUGGCAGAGAAAAAUGCGGUGACAGUUUCGCGCUUACAAUGAAGUGUUCCAGCUAGAUUUCUGUCAGUGCAUAUUAUGUUUGCUGUUUUAAACUGUGGCACGAGUCAAAAAUGUUUUCUGAUAGAAUCGACAGCAACUGUGGCAGUAAAUUGCAUUUAAUCCAGAACAUCAUUUUGACAAAUCUGGUUGUAAGUUUGAUUACGUUACUUAGAGAAAUGUCACAUUUACCCUUUAAUAAGUUCACUGAAAGUAUUAGCGUCAGUACUGGUUCAAGUUUCAGUCAUAAAACGCAGCAUAUACUCCCAGACUCACUUCAAUAACUCUCGUAUCUCUUACUCAUUACGUUUCAGGCCAGCCUUACUGCAAUUAUUUAGCCAGUUCAGUUCAGUUUGUAGUUUGAAAACAUGCCUUUUGCACAGUUGGCGGAUGAAUCACUCGCUGAGUGAAGAAUUGUGUGGUUGGGAAACACUUUCAAAAGUAAAGCGACCAAAAUCCACCGAGACUCCCAUGCUGUUAAACUGUACUUUAAACUGUAAACUGCUGUUAAACUGUUGAACAGUUUAGAGUUGGUUCCUGUUUUUAUACAUCGUAGUUUUAUACACCAUAGAAUAUGCCAGGCUAUUUUUUAGGUUUUCAUACUUUUCUUAUAGAGUUGCAGUUUGAAGUGUAUAUUUUUUAUGCUAUUGUAUGGAAAGCCAAUGUUUUAAGCCUUAAUGUCCACCCCUAAAAACAGUUUUUUUCUUAUUUGAAAUAAUUAUGUUUAUCUUUGUUUUUCAGACUUUUCUUAUAUAAUUGCAAGGUUUAAGUUCAAGUUUCAAGCAUUUUUUAUUUUUUUAGCAAAUCCUUCUGGUUACCCCUAAUAAUUCACCCAUAAGUAUUUAUAAUUUUUUGGCAUAUCAAAUUCAUGCAAGUUAGGUUCUGUUUGCUUGUGGUAUUUGGCUAAUUUGACAGAAAAAUUUAAUUUUAUUUAAUAAAAUUCUCUUGUUUUAACACCCUCAUCCUAUGUAAAUAUUUCCCAUCACAGCACUCCAUAUGGGAGCAUGUCUUGUGUUUGUUUGAAAAGUUUUGUACACAUUAGAAAGACAUGGGCUCAUGUGAAAUGGUCAUGCCUUUUGUAGAUCAAUUGCAUAUGACAACUGUACUCAAAAUGAACAUACUCAUGCACAAUGAUAUUCACUGAAAUAACUCAUGUGUGUUAUGAAAUCAAAGAAGCAAACACACUCACCGUUAGCCUAUGGAGAGUUUGGUAAUUGAGUUGCAGCAGUAAGUGUAAAUAGUGAAUGAAUGUAAAAUAGAAUUGCUGACUUUUAUGUAUCAUACAUGUAGUUUAACAGUGUGCUUAUUUGAGAUGCACAUGUAACAUCUUCCUGUUUUUAUAAUGUAGUUUAUACAGCACUUCCCUUUCUUUGAUGCACUAUUACGGUAGCCAAUACUGUAAGACAAUGUCAACAUCUUACCAACUUUUGUGUUUAACAUACUGUAUUUAUAAGAUUACCUAAUUUAUUUAGUUUUUAUGCUUUCAGUUUUACUACUGUUUCUUGAAAUAAAAUUGCUAGAAAAAUAAUACUGUAUUUGUG